GCCCCAGACAAAAAAAUUUAGGUUCUCAAACCAACCACCGACCGAUGGCACUAAGGGCGGGUCUAUUAACGACGCUAGAGCCCUCCUCUCCCCUCUUCGCCUUCAGCUCUUCGCUCCCCAAAACCCCUCAUCGCCUCCUCCUCUUCCCUCGUCGUCCUCCUGCUCCCCGUCGCCUCUUCUUCCCUCGUAGUCGUCCUCCUCCUCGUCGCUUCUUCUCUCCUCUUAUCUCCUACAAUCUCCAUCGAUCUCCUGUGGCUUCCAUGGCCUCCACCGCCUCCUACGAGAAGGAGCUCGCCGCCGCCAAGAAGGCCGCCUCUCUCGCCGCUCGCCUCUGCCAGACAGUACAAAAGGCACUUGUGCAAUCAGAUGUCCAAUCAAAAUCUGAUAAGAGUCCUGUUACUGUAGCAGAUUAUGGUUCACAAGCACUAGUCAGCCUUGUUUUGAAGACAGAACUUCCCUCUGAAUCCUUUUCUUUAGUGGCUGAGGAGGAUUCAAGCGAUCUUCGUAAGGAUGGUGCUCAAGACACACUAAGACGCAUUACUGAGCUUGUUAACAGCACUCUCUCUAUUGAUGGUACAUAUAAUAUUACUUUAUCUGAGGAAGAUGUGCUUGUUGCCAUUGAUAGUGGCAAAUCUGAAGGAGGCCGUAAUGGCCGACAUUGGGUUUUAGACCCUAUAGAUGGCACUAAAGGGUUCCUAAGAGGAGAUCAGUAUGCAAUUGCUCUGGCACUGCUUGAUGAAGGAAGAGUAGUGUUGGGUGUCUUGGCAUGUCCAAAUCUUCCUCUAACUUCAAUUGCGAUUCCAGAUGAACACUCUUCGCACAAGCAAGUUGGUUGUCUUUUCUCUGCUAAAAUUGGCGAUGGAGCUUUCAUGCAGUCACUUAAUGGCUCUUCAUCAGCAAAGAUACAUGUGAGUGCCAUUGAAAAUUCAAAGGAUGCAUCAUUCUUUGAGUCAUUUGAAGCAGCACAUUCCAUGCAUGAUUUAUCUAGUGUAAUAGCAGAGAAACUUGGCGUCCAAGCACCACCAGUUAGAAUUGAUAGCCAAGCGAAAUAUGGUGCUCUAGCCCGAGGAGAUGGUGCCAUAUAUUUACGUUUCCCACAUAAAGGCUACCGUGAGAAGAUAUGGGACCAUGCAGCUGGUUAUAUUGUCGUCACAGAAGCUGGUGGUGUCGCGACUGAUGCAGCAGGAAAUAAUUUGGAUUUUUCCAAGGGGAGGUACCUUGAUCUCGAUACAGGCAUCAUUGUCACAAAUAAGAAGCUAAUGCCAGCACUGCUGAAAGCAGUACAAGAUGCUGUGAAAGAGAAAUCUCAAUCUGCUUCCCUGUUGUAGGCAAUAUAUGUAGUUUCAGCUAACUAACUGUUAUCUGUUAGUUCGUGCCUCUGAUUGCUGUCUAAAAUUUGGAUUGGAUUCUUUUGUCAGACAUGGUAUGGCGAUCAGUUACGCUGAUUUCCCUGGUACUGACAAUAAUUUCAUUUCGACAGAAGUUGAACUGGUCUGUUCUUUGCUUGUGACUUGAGAGAUAAAAAACUGUUCUUAGAUGUAUUUUCUACUUUCAGAAUGCAAACCAUUGCUACCCCUAA
Elaeis guineensis (African oil palm) is the source of this 1579-nucleotide messenger RNA. Its product is annotated as 3'(2'),5'-bisphosphate nucleotidase 1. Gene Ontology annotation, biological process: phosphatidylinositol phosphate biosynthetic process; sulfate assimilation. Lineage: Eukaryota; Viridiplantae; Streptophyta; Magnoliopsida; Arecales; Arecaceae. The record is from RefSeq and is a predicted model, not a curated record. Gene Ontology annotation, molecular function: 3'(2'),5'-bisphosphate nucleotidase activity.